Messenger RNA from Brienomyrus brachyistius, 2456 nucleotides. It is a transcript of the gene pdlim2, whose product is annotated as PDZ and LIM domain 2 (mystique). Lineage: Eukaryota; Metazoa; Chordata; Actinopteri; Osteoglossiformes; Mormyridae. Gene Ontology annotation, molecular function: muscle alpha-actinin binding; actin binding. The coding region runs from base 562 to 1659 and encodes 365 amino acids. The transcript has 10 exons. Gene Ontology annotation, biological process: muscle structure development; heart development; actin cytoskeleton organization. Gene Ontology annotation, cellular component: adherens junction; stress fiber; Z disc. The record is from RefSeq and is a predicted model, not a curated record.
GUCCGUUUGAAUGCUUUUUGAGGUUUUGGGUUAUUUUGUAGAGAGCAUGGGCUGUAUAGUCGGUGCACCUCACAGCCAAAGUCAUUGAUCUGCCGUAUUACCUUAAUUAAAUGUAAGAGCAGAGUUUUGAAAUGUUUUAAACGCAGUAUAUCAAAGCAGUCGAUAUGCCCGGGGAUCCUUUGACGCUGUAAGAGACUUUGUCCUGGAUUCAAGUAGAAAGAGUUGCUCACAUGCAGAAUGAAUUGCUGUGUGCGGUUUGCUGUAAUUUCCGGAGAAUUGCCUCAGGUCGGCGUUUAAACACCCUGGCAUUUUUUUUCUUUUUGGGUCACGUUUACUAAAGUGUGACUUUAUAUGCGGCAGAAUGAGGGGGAGAUCUGCGUGCGCGUCCUUGCAGUACCGCGACACGUAGAUGUGAAACUUGCGAAGUGUGCUAAAAAAUGAUCAGACAUCAGAUAGAAAAUCGCACGUCAUUCGUGGGAAGACUUCAGCGUUCGCCCUGAGCUGUUUCUGACGGGUGGAAGAGCUUCCUGAAGGCUGAGUUCGGCAGCCAGCGGCCACACGAUGGCGCUAACGGUCACCCUCAUCGGCCCUGCCCCUUGGGGCUUCAGAAUAUCUGGAGGCAGGGACUUCAAGAGAGCUAUAACGGUUUCCAAGGUCAACGAAGGCAGCAAAGCUGAGCUGACCGGCCUGUUCCCUGGGGACGUCAUCAUGGAGAUCAACGGGGAGAGCACAGCGGAGAUGCUCAACGUGGAGGCCCAGAACAAGAUCAAGAACUCCAAGACACAGUUGCUGCUCCUGGUGAAAAGGCCAGAACCUCCGAGCCCUGGACAGACAAACGGGAUCAGCUCGCCCGAACAGCUCACAGGACGCUUCCAGGAGGUACUGCAUGUGAGUCGAGAUGAAAACCAGAACUACAGAGAGUACUCCAUCCCCAGCCCAGCCUCUCUGUCCCCGGGCCCCUACUCUCCAGAGCCUCCCUUGAGUCCUGAUCGAAAGGUGGAAAAACGUUUGUCUUCCAGCACUCAGAGCCACCAGCUGCGUCCAUGGUCCCCCGUGGAGAAGAACUCCAGCCAUCGCCUGUCCAGACCCUACUCUCAGGACUUCUCCUCUCCAGAAUACCGGAGCAACUCUGGGUCCAGUAGAACCCCCACCCCCCCUGGCCACCAGUCUCCCCACAGCCCCCUGGAUAGAGAGCCCCCACUGUCCCCCCGCCGCAGCUCUGACUUCAACAUGCAGAAGUUCGACCGUGACUCCGAGGUCUACAAGAUGAUCCAGGAGAACAGGGAGUCGCGUACGCCCCCCCGCCAGUCCAGCACCUUCAAGAUGCUGCAGGAGGUGUUGGAGGCGGACGAGAAUGUGGCCGCUCAGCGCUUCCCUAGCAAGCUGACCCCCAGCCCCCCCAAGCCCAUCUCUGUGGCUGGCGUGCAGAAGUUCCACUUGUGUGAGAAGUGCAACACCAACAUUGUGAACCUGGCAGUGCGCAUCGCGGACGAACGCUACCGCCACCCCGAGUGCUACACCUGCUCUGAGUGCGACCUAAACCUGAAGAUGCGAGGCCACUUCUGGGUGGGGGAUGAGAUGUUCUGCGAGAAGCACGCCCGGCAGCGGUACCAGGGCCCAGGCGCCAAUUACAGGGCCCCCGUUUCCCCCCACCACUGAAGGCCCUUGACGUCUCAGCCCUGCCCCCACCUGCCUUGCACCCGGGCUCUGGAGACUCUAAACAUAGGCCAGGGGCCCGGGGCCAGGGGCCAGGGUGCUGAUCCACGAGGCCUUAGCCAUUUCUGUGCCCCCCCCACACACACACACAGACAUUACUGGUUAGAUAUCAAGUGCUCUGAGGUUUUUUCCUGGUUACAAUCCAUCACAUGGCAUUAGAAUGCGAAUGAGGUUGAAGGUGCUUCCUUCAGGCUCCGCCUCCACUGAAGCAGGCAGUGGGUGAAGUCAAAACAGGAAGGAGGCCAAGACCUCCAGCGACGUGACACGUGCUGGUUGCUUUGAAGGGAAGCGGUUUGAAAUGUAUCGUCACACUCAUAUACUUCUGUUUGUAAGGGUUUGGUGUCCCCCAGCUCCCCUCCCCAAAUGUAUGUAAUGUAUUAAUGUAUUGUAUUAAAUCCAGAUGCCUUUACUUAAGCAUUAUAAGCACAUUUAAUAGGUUUGCCUUAAUUGCUUUUAUUGAAUGAGGGACUAUAUCCGCGACUUUAUAAAUCUAGCCCUAUAGUAUGUAUGUAAAUAUCUAUCCUGGAAGUGCAUGUCACUGAGUGAUGCCCCUCUUGCUGCCCGUUGGUUGCACCCUUAGAUCCGUGCGAACAGGGGCUGGUGAGGUCCGUGGUGACAGCGGCGAGUACUUGGUGCAGGGACACUUUGAUUCGCGUCGUAUGUAUAUUGCAUCUUUUGGAAAUGCGAAGGUUCUUCAUUUAGCAAAUGUUAAGAAAGAAAUAUUAAAGAUGUGCCUCUUC